UUCGCAAGUAAAUGAGCCGACGCUGUUUCUUGCACACGUUAAAAAUAAAGUAAUCAGUUAAUUAAAAAAAUGCCGUGGACUAGCACGAACAGAAUUUAUGCGAAACCCUCGAACACGAGUUCAGGUGAAGGAGCCCCGAUUCCUUUGACGAACACUCCUAAAGCGGCGGCAACAGCAGCUGCAGACACGGGUGGUCGCUUUGAACUAAGCGAUCAUGGAUAUGGGAAGGGUUCAGUGAAACUAUUGCACGUCUACCGUGAUGGAGAGUACCACGUUAUCCGAGAAUUCGAAGUGUCAACAGAACUAAAGCUGAGCAGUGAAUCGGCAUACGUGAUCGGCGACAAUAAAGAAGUAGUCGCCACAGACUCGCAGAAGAACACAGUCUACUUACUGGCCAAGAAAUACGGUAUUAAGACUCCAGAAGAAUUUGGUGCGGUUGUAGUGAAUCAUUUCCUAUAUACGUAUAGGCAAGUUUUAGAAGCAAAGUGUCACAUAAUUGAGUAUCCCUGGGAAAGGUUACAGGCUGGCGUACCUCAUAAUCAUGCUUUUGUUUUCGCGCCGACUGCAACAAGGUGGUGCGAAGUAUCUCAAGUUAGACAUGAGGCAGUCCUGGUAAAAUCAGGUCUGAGUGGUUUAAGAGUUCUGAAGACAACGCAAUCGGCGUUCGUCGAUUUUGUACAAGAUGAAUACACAACGUUAGCAGAUUCCCCAGAAAGAAUAUUCAGUACAAUAGUUGAAGCAGAAUGGUCGUACGACAAUAUGAAAUCAGCGGACUUUGACAAUGCCUGGUUGACUGUCAAAGAUGCCAUCCUUGAGAAAUUCGCCGGCCCUCCAGACACCGGUGUUUAUUCACCAUCUGUACAACACACACUAUAUCAGGCAGAAAAAACAGUUCUAGAAAAAGUGGCUGAGAUAUCGUGGAUCCGCAUGACAAUGCCGAACAAACAUUACCUCAACAUCGAUGUUUCCAAGUUCCCCGCGAAUGUGACGAAAGGAGAUCCCCGCCAUUACAUCUACCAACCCAUAGACAAGCCAGCAGGUCUCAUUUAUGCGCAACUUCGCAGGAGACCAAAGAGCCACUUGUGACCUUCAGUCAUCUAGGAUUUUUCAUAAGACUUACUUAGGCCAUAACUUAUUGCGUUUUAAGAAUAAUACGAUUUGUAAGUGAAAAUUGCUUCUUUUAUUUUAAUGUUCGGUAGCGAAUAGUGAUUGAAUUUAGUUUCACACUAUACGAGCUAUAUCAGAACUGUGCAACUGACAAAAACGUUUGGUUUUUUGAAUUAAGAAGAUUCUACAAAUAUUUUUAAUUUUACUCUAUAUUGCAUACGUCACUCGAAAUUAAUAAUCACUCUUGAAGUCCACAGAUUAAAGAAUACUUUUAGUAAUGAACAUUAUUAACAGUGAGAAAGGUUAACGUUAUUAAAUAUUAUCUUCGAUGUUGAAGAAUAGAUAGUUUAUUAUUAAAUUCAGGCGUAUGAAUAUAUAUCAGGUGCAGCAAUUUUCAUGAAUGCGAUUAGACAUAUAGAGAUUAGGGUGUGUGAAUGUCCCGCGAAGGGUGGAAAUGUUCGACUUAUUUUCACGUGUAUUUCAGUUGAGUAUUGUAUCAAUGCGAAGGUGUUUUGUCUUGUGUGAACAAUAAUAAAUUCCCUUAUAAUAAGGGCAAUGAAACCGUUAAUAAAGCUUAAUCAAUAAUAUUAUACAAAUAUUUGUAUUUAAGUUAAGGUUUCUGAUAUAUAUGUAAAGCUACUGUUGUUGUAAUAAAUGUAAAUAAAAUGAAACAACAAUAUUCACUAAAGGCUGAUUUUUCAAUAGUUCUAUAACCUGAGGGGAAAAAUGGCCAGAUUUGAAAUAUAACCAUUAUCACAGCAUUAUAUUAAUUUCAUAGUUAAAGAUUAUUUAACGAUGGAAAAUCAGGCCUAAAUAAUAUAUACAAAUAGUCUAGUCAAUCACAAAAUAGCGUACUAUUAAAAAGUAUCUAGAUAAACUUAAGUUUAUAUAUAUAUAAGGGCAGAUUUUUCAAUCCUUAGAUACGCCCACUGAGUAAUAAAAAAAAACAAUUUGAUCCUCAAGUUUAAUAUUUGGCGAUCAAAUCGACCCUUAAUAUGACAAUUUGUAUCACAGAAUGAUCUAAAGCUUGUUAAUGUUUAUUUUACUGUUGUAAUAAAUGUCAUUGAACUAUAACA
This is a messenger RNA of Pararge aegeria (speckled wood butterfly), 2183 nucleotides long. RefSeq names its product uricase (gene Uro). The coding region runs from base 70 to 1086 and encodes 338 amino acids. Gene Ontology annotation, cellular component: peroxisome. Gene Ontology annotation, molecular function: urate oxidase activity. The record is from RefSeq and is a predicted model, not a curated record. The transcript has 5 exons. Gene Ontology annotation, biological process: urate catabolic process; purine nucleobase catabolic process. NCBI's taxonomy places the organism in Eukaryota, Metazoa, Arthropoda, Insecta, Lepidoptera, Nymphalidae.